AACUCUACAAUUCACAGUUUAUAUUAAUUAUACUUAGUCAUUGUGACAAGUUAGACCAUAGUUAGACUUACAGCAGCCCUUACAGUAGUAUCAUUCAUCAUGGCUUUAUCUAAGGGACCACUGAAACGAGCUGAGAAGAUAGAUAGAGCCACUCCAGUACUACAAGGCAGCAGUUGUGUAGCAGCUAUUGACUUUGGUACCUCAUCACUAUCAGUAGCAUACACCACUCCAACUGAUGGACAGAUCAAACUAGUACCACUACACAGUACUUAUGAGAGGGUACCUAAUGCUAUACUAAUACUGAAGGACCAGGAGAACCAACAAUGUCAAGUAAUGGAGGUUGGAUAUAAAGCACAGAACAUCUAUGGUGAUAUUAAAAAAGGAGCUGAAAAUUACAUUUAUUUUGAGCGAAUAAAGACCUUACUGGAGAGAGAUACAACAUUGGAUCGAGCUACUAAAGUCUCUUCAUUCACUGGUGGUUCUUAUUAUCUCAUUGAAGUUAUAGCUUUUAUACUAACACACCUCAAGGAGAAGCUACUCACUGAUGAGCUAAAGGAAAUACACAAAUCAACUAAUUUUGAUUGGGUCAUUACUGUUCCUGCUAUAUGGAAAGCAAGAGCAAGAAGAAUGAUGAGAGAAGCUGCUUAUAUGGCUGGUCUCACUUCUGAUGCUCCUGGUAUAACAAGGUUCACUCCAGUUGGUUCCCCUUUACCACGUCCAGAGGAGGUUAAUCCUGAGAAGCUAUCAUUAGCUCUAGAACCAGAAGUAGCUGCUAUAGCAGCACAGCAUCA
This is a messenger RNA of Amphimedon queenslandica, 791 nucleotides long. RefSeq names its product heat shock 70 kDa protein 12A-like. The transcript is spliced from 3 exons. Lineage: Eukaryota; Metazoa; Porifera; Demospongiae; Haplosclerida; Niphatidae. The annotation marks the transcript as partial. The record is from RefSeq and is a predicted model, not a curated record.